Neodiprion fabricii is the source of this 1578-nucleotide messenger RNA. RefSeq names its product glutamate receptor ionotropic, kainate 2-like. Gene Ontology annotation, molecular function: glutamate-gated receptor activity. The transcript has 7 exons. The record is from RefSeq and is a predicted model, not a curated record. The coding region runs from base 19 to 1578 and encodes 519 amino acids. NCBI's taxonomy places the organism in Eukaryota, Metazoa, Arthropoda, Insecta, Hymenoptera, Diprionidae. Gene Ontology annotation, cellular component: membrane.
AUCACUGAGAAUUUCGAAAUGACCUCACCCUGCUGGCUCCUGAUACUCAGUGACAAGAUUUUCCUCGAACAUUAUCCCCCGGCCAGGCCCUGCGAAAACACAUUCCACCUGACAUUCAACACCGAGAUGCUCGUCGCUCGACCUCCACAUCCGGUCAUUCAGGAAUGGUACUGGCUGGUCGACAGGGUAAAAAAGGAGGAUCUAGCGAUCUGGGAUUUGGACACAGGGUUCGUUCUGGGGAACAACAUGAGCCUCUAUCAGCGAAGAAGUAAUCUAGAGAAUUCAAGAAUCUCUGUGACGGUAGUGGAUAACCCUCCGAUGAUAACAUUCGCCAAAGACUCGAUUGGCGGACUGUUUGGCGGAAUGCUGAUGGAGCUGAGCAAAGUCGCCAAUUUCACCGUCGAGUUUGUCGAACCCAAGGAAAUGUCCUACGGGAGCUGGAACGAGGACGAAAAACGUUGGACGGGGAUGAUGGAACUUCUGACAAAUCGGAAGGCCAGCAUAGCGGCGGCCGAUUUCACCAUCACAAGACCGCGUUUGGAGUCCGUGGAUUUUUCUCUGCCGUUGUUAUCGACAAGAAACAAGUUGUACAUCAGGAAACCCGACGGUGGAAUUCAGUGGUCGGCUUACUGGCAGGCUUUCGCUCCUGGGAUAUGGAUCCUGGUAGAAGUCCUGAUUUUUGGUACAACGAUGCUCCUCACUCUGAUCGCUGCCGUUAAUAAAUUCAGGUCGAUCACCAUAGACGUGUUCACAAACUACCUCCUACUCGUCUUUGGAAUAUAUUGUCAGCAGGGAUUGCCCGAAUUUCCGUCCGAUUCACCAUCGCGUAUCGCCUAUUUCUCCAUAUUUCUGUCAGCCUUGGUAGUUGCCGCGGGUUAUUCGGCCGCCCUGAUAAGCUAUUUGACAGUGACCAGCAUAGCCCUGCCCUUCUCAACCAUGGAAGGAUUUGUCAAGGAUGGAACUUACGAUUUAAUAGUAUUCCGAGACGGCGCCGAGUACGACAUGUUCGCAACGACGACUGAACCGACGAUGAUGAAAAUGUGGGGCAUGAUGAAGCACAGAGACCUGCUGCCAGAGACGUUGCUGGAAGGAUUCCAGCAGGUAUGCGAUGAAAAAGUUGCUUUCUACAUGCCAGCAGUGCUUGCAGACACGGUCAGCAUCUAUUUGCCGUGUAAAGUCGUCGGCAUAGACACCAAACGAAGCAUGAGUCUAGCCAUGGCGUUAUCCAAGGGAAAUCCCUACAAUGGACUGAUAAAUUAUCACGUUCAGAGGUUUCGGGACCACGGUAUUUUGGGUCGUUUAAAAGACCUUUACGGAAGGCCGCAGAAUCCGUCAACCGUCUCGCCACAUUCGGAGGUUACAGUGUGGGGCGUGAUGCCGGUUCUCGCAGUUUUGGCGGGGGGUAUGAUUUUCUCGAUUCUGGUUUUAUACCUUGAGAAAAUAUGUUUCUCUAAUCGGAAACGAUGGGUAAAAGAUAAAGAGAAGAGACUGGCGAACAUCAGGAGCAAGGAGAUCACGAAAAUCCGACUGCGCAACAGACCUGGGAGACUUCCACCGCCGCCAAAAUUUUACCCUUGA